AUGGCACCCCAGACCAGAAAGCUCAACAAGCCCUUGACCUGCUUCUAUUGCAACCGGAAGUCCACGACCAAAUACGAUGGCUCCAUGCGCCGCUUCGAGUGCAACAACUGCAACGCGACGAAUCAUCUUGACACUAAAGGCGACAUCACCGAUGUUCCUGCUUCGAAGAACACUACCGAGGCCCUGCCAGCGCAGUUCGCCAUCCGUCGAGAUCACUCCACGACAUCCAGCCGAGUCUUUUGCGACAAAUGUCUGCAGAACCAGCACCUUUUCAUAUCCUCUCUGGCCCAGUACUUUCCCGAGGACCCUGAAGACCCGGAAUACGCCAUUCGGGAGAAGGGCUAUUACAAAUUCUACAAGGGCCUUAUGGUGCGAUAUCCCCAGUGCUGCGCCGACUGCGAGCCCAAGGUUCGCGAACAACUUGCCAAGGCCGCGUACACUGCGAAGACAGAUCACCUGCGGCGCAUGCUCGACCGAACUGCCAAGAUCCGAGUCGUCACCACCAAUUCGCCUGUCUACUAUUGUCAAUCGGUGGGCAGGUGGCUAUGGUCUGCCUCACUCAUGUUCCAACUACUGUGGCAUGUGUCUCUCAUCAGCCAGGGCCUCGCUGCUCAGAGCAGGCGAACCAAUGACAGAUCAUGGUUCAUGCUUUCCGCCAGGGUAGUGGCUCUCUUCGCCGGCUUCCUUCCGUCUCCGGACCAACUUUUGAAAUGGAGCUUCUGGACAUCUGCCCUGAGCAUCUGGUGGAAUCCUAGAUGGGUCGACACCUUCAAGAGCAACACCAAACAUUUGGUCGGCAUUUCUAAUUACUAUUGCUACCAAGCUUUGAUCUUCGCUCUUAAGCUCGCCGCAACUUUACUGAUUUCGCCAUUGUCCAAUGUGCAGGGACAGGGACUGGCGGCCCGGGUGACAGCACACUCUUCGAUGGCCGUGGCCAUGAUAUACCUCUACUACACUGCGCAUAAAUUGAUCCACGUCGACCAUACUCCUUUGUGGACUACGAAGGCCAGCAGCAUCGGAGCUACUCCAGCACCUCCGCCGUCCCUUACGCCCACCGAGUCACGAGAAAAUGAGGAGAAGAGCAUGGCAACCAUUCUUGACGAGAUUCUCCAUGAGCCGACUCCAACCACACAGCCUCAGCCUCAAGCGCUUAUGUCGCAGUUCUCCGCCACUGAAAACGUCGACCGUUUUCAAUCCAUACCAGAGAAGAGCGCUUUUAAUCCCUCCUUACGCCCCUUGACUCCGAACCCUUUUGCGAACUCGCCUACUAAGCGGCCUCAAAGCUCCGGUGUUGGUCUCUCUGGCCUAAGUCUUUCCGACACACCCCAACCACAUAAUCAAGAGAUGGUUGGUUACUCUCCGAACAUGGAGUGGACGCCCACUCAGUCCAAAUAUCGGGCAUUCAAUACCUACAAACCAGGCCAGUCCGAGACCAGAAAGUUCGGCGAGACCCCUGUCAACGAUAAACCGGGCGCAUUCUGGGCCAAGGUCCCACCGGCGCCUAGGGCUCCUGCGCAGCGAUUUCUCAGCCAACAAAACACGACGCUUUUAAGAAGAAGUCCUCGACUCACUCAGAACCCAAUUGCGUUCCGGGGCACUAAAGAAAGCAACUUGGGCCCGGCACAAGAAGAUGCUCCCCCAGCGACGAUCUUCGCGGAGCCAACUUUCAGACCUGCGCAGCCUAGGGAUGAGCGUGACGAUCUGCUAGACAAGUUCGCCACGAGCUUCACGCUGGCAUCGGAUCAGACCGACGAGCACCCCACAGGUGAGCGCCAGGAUGGAGGGAAUGCAGCGACAGCCCAGCCUCAGCAGCGUGAUGCGAACACACUCAAACAAGGAUUCCUGCUUUUGGUGUGCAGUAUAUUCCUCGCCGUACUAGCAGGGCGUGCCUACAAGGAUUUUGGCUACCUAGGGAAGUUUGUAUCGAUCCAGGGAAGAUGA
This is a messenger RNA of Diaporthe citri, 1941 nucleotides long. RefSeq lists its product as uncharacterized. The record is from RefSeq and is a predicted model, not a curated record. Lineage: Eukaryota; Fungi; Ascomycota; Sordariomycetes; Diaporthales; Diaporthaceae. Gene Ontology annotation, biological process: nuclear inner membrane organization. Gene Ontology annotation, cellular component: mitotic spindle pole body; chromosome, centromeric core domain; nuclear inner membrane. The coding region runs from base 1 to 1941 and encodes 646 amino acids. The transcript is spliced from 2 exons.